Arthroderma uncinatum is the source of this 1047-nucleotide messenger RNA. Its product is annotated as SEC14 cytosolic factor. The transcript is spliced from 3 exons. The record is from RefSeq and is a predicted model, not a curated record. The coding region runs from base 1 to 1047 and encodes 348 amino acids. NCBI's taxonomy places the organism in Eukaryota, Fungi, Ascomycota, Eurotiomycetes, Onygenales, Arthrodermataceae.
AUGGCAACUGCACCACAGCCAAAAGACCUCCCCGUCGACCCUAAAUACGACCACUACAGCUUCCCCACGUCGGCUCCUACGCCUCAAGCUGGUCACCCGGGCUAUACCACCACCGAGCAGGAUGCUCAGGUCUUCCAGCUACGGUCUCUGUUGGAGGAGGCUGGCUGCAAGGAGAGACUAGACACGCUGACCUUGUUGCGGUUCCUGAGAGCUAGGAAGUUCAAUGUCGAGGCGGCGAAGACCAUGUUUUUGGCUUGCGAGAAAUGGAGAGCGGAGUUUGGCACAGAUACUUUGGUUGCGGAUUUUGAUUAUUCGGAGAAGGCAGCAGUGUUUGAGUAUUAUCCUCAGUAUUACCACAAGACCGACAAGGAUGGACGACCCGUGUACAUCGAACAGUUCGGCAAGAUCGACCUUACAGCCAUGUACAAAAUCACAUCCAGUGAGCGAAUGCUCAAACAUCUAGUAUGCGAGUACGAGAAGCUCGCAGACAACCGUCUCCCCUCCUGCGCCCGAAAAUCCGGCCACCUGCUCGAAACCUGCUGCACAAUAAUGGACAUGAAGGGCGUGGGCAUCUCAAACGCCUCUUCCGUCAUCGGAUACGUCCGACAGGCCUCUGCCAUUUCUCAAAACUACUACCCCGAGCGUCUUGGAAAGCUCUACAUUAUCAACGCCCCAUGGGGAUUCAGUACGGUCUUCGGCAUGGUCAAGGGUUUCUUGGACCCCGUGACCGUCAAGAAGAUCCAUGUCUUUAGCUCCGGAUAUGAAUCAGAGCUCCUCUCUCAGAUCCCCGCUGAGAACCUGCCCGUUCAGUUUGGUGGCAAGUGUGAUUGCGAGGGUGGUUGCGGGUUCAGUGAUAUGGGACCAUGGCAUGACCCCAAGUGGGCUUCAGCUGCUCCCAAGGAGGCUGCUGCUACCAAGACGGAGGAGACAGCUGUGCCAGCUCCUCCAGCUCCAACGGAGGAAAAGAAGGAAGAGAAGGUCACUGCUGAAGACACCACUGCUACAGCCGCUGCUGCUGCACCUGCACCUGCAGCACCUACAGCUUAG